GUGGCUCCUCCGGGCCUGUAGGCGGCACUGCGGCCCCGCGCGGACGGCGGCGGGAGGGGAGGCCGCUCGGUCCGGAGCGGAGGGAGGCCUCGCUCCGCCCCGCGUCCCCGCCAUGGCGACCACCCCGGCCGCGCUGCCCCGAAUGCUCGGCGCGGGUGCCCGGGCCCCGUCGCGCUGGCUGGGGUUCCUCGGGAAGGCGACACCCGGGCCUGCUCGGCCGAGCCGCAGGACGCUUGGAAGCGCGGCGACCCCUGUGAUCCGCGAGUCCGAGGACGGCACCGGUAACACUGGGCGCCCAGCCGAGUCAGAUUUCAACGACAAGAUUCUGAAUGAGCCUCUCAAGCACUCUGACUUCUUCAAUGUCAAGGAACUGUUUUCCGUGAGAAGCCUCUUUGAUGCCCGGGUGCAUCUGGGACACAAAGCUGGCUGUCGGCACAGGUUUAUGGAGCCAUACAUCUUUGGGAACCGCCUGGACCAGGACAUCAUCGACCUGGAACAGACAGCCGCGCACCUGCAGCUGGCCUUGAACUUCACCGCCCACGUGGCCUACCGCAAGGGCAUCAUCUUGUUUAUAAGCCGCAACCGGCAGUUCUCGUACCUGAUUGAGAACACGGCCCGCCACUGUGGCGAGUACGCCCACACUCGCUACUUCAAGGGCGGCCUGCUGACCAACGCGCCCCUCCUCUUUGGCCCCACCGUCCGCCUGCCGGACCUCAUCAUCUUCCUGCACACGCUCAACACCGUCUUUGAGCCGCACGUGGCCGUGAGAGACGCAGCCAAGAUGAGCAUCCCCACGGUGGGUAUCGUGGACACCAACUGCAACCCCUGCCUCAUCACCUACCCCGUACCCGGCAACGACGACUCCCCGCCGGCUGUGCACCUCUACUGCAGGCUCUUCCAGACGACCAUCACCCGGGCCAAGGAGAAGCGGCGGCAGGUUGAGGCUCUGUAUCGCCUGCAGGGCCAGAAGGAGCCCGGGGACCAGGGGCCAGCCCACCCUCCUGGGACUGACAUGAGCCGUUCCCUGUGAUGUUCACUCAACUCCUCCCAAAGCAACCGCAGCCAAGCCUGUCUGAGCUGGGAGUCCCCUUCCUCAGCCCUGGGUCAACGGCAUCCUCAGUCCUUGUUACUUACUUAGCUGACGUCACAGUGCAGACAUCCGCUGUUCCGCCUCAGAACCAGUGACUGAGCAGACCGACGUUGCCUCUGCAUUUGCUCUGUGGGAAACAGAGCACAGAGGGUGAGCGAUGUGCACAGAACGGCCCCUGGGCUGCAGUUAGGACCUCAAUGGCUGGUGUGGCCGAGCUGCUGGAAGACGCUGCUGUCCCUGUGAUCCGAGCAGCCCUCCCUUCACCCUGACCCCUGACCUUUGUCAGGAAGGUACAGUUUUUCUUCUCAAUCUAAAUGCCUUUCAGGUGGGCUGCUUCCUUGGCUGCCUGGUUCCAGGGGGCUGUAUUGUAAUGAGAUGCUGCAGGCAAGCUGCUCGGAGGCUCCCAGCUGGGUUGGUGGGACAGCCAGGCCAGAGGACCUGAUUCCAGCAAGAAUAAAACUCAGAUUUGGGCAAAAUGA
Molecule: messenger RNA, 1569 nt
Organism: Chlorocebus sabaeus (green monkey)
Lineage: Eukaryota; Metazoa; Chordata; Mammalia; Primates; Cercopithecidae
Gene: MRPS2
Product: mitochondrial ribosomal protein S2
Biological process (GO): translation
Cellular component (GO): mitochondrial small ribosomal subunit; ribosome
Molecular function (GO): structural constituent of ribosome
Source: RefSeq, a predicted model, not a curated record